Paramecium tetraurelia is the source of this 864-nucleotide messenger RNA. RefSeq lists its product as uncharacterized. Lineage: Eukaryota; Ciliophora; Oligohymenophorea; Peniculida; Parameciidae. The transcript is spliced from 5 exons. The record is from RefSeq and is a predicted model, not a curated record.
AAUUGUUAUUAAAUUGGAGAAAUGCAAUAACGAGAUUAAGUAGAAGACAAGAAGCCUUUAAUGGAUGGACUGUUAGACAUGUUUGUUAGAAAAUCAGCUAUAACGAAUACUAUGUAGUAGGUGAUAUCAAUUACAGAACCAAUAAUAAAUAGAGGACCUAGUAUUGAGGAAUAGUAAGCUUAGAUUUAGGAGAAUCAAUUCAAAUAUUUAUUAGUAUUAUUGAGUCAUUUUGCUGUUGCUUUGUUGAUGAUUGGAUUAUUAACAUUUUUCAAAUUUAGUGAAUAGAUAUAGCAAAUACCAUUUAUUAUUUGGGUUGUGCUUUUGAUGCUCUACCUCUUGUCAAUUGCAAUAGUAUAAUUUAGUGAAUCAUCAUCUCAAAAAUAGCCUAAAAACGUAUUUUUGUUUGGAGUUAAUACUUUAGUGAGAUUAUUUUGGUUUAUAUAUGCAGUAGUCUUAUACCCAUAAUUGCAUUUGGAAGUUGUUAUUGGUUUACUCUUAAUCAACUUACUUGUAAUUUUACUUUGUUUCCACUUGGAUAAGUCAGAAGGCAUUAAAAACUGCUUCCUCGUUUGUGAUCAACCAUGGAGAAUAUCAUUUGUGCUUCUGUUUGAAAUCCUAUUUGUUGGAUUAUAUCUGAAUAUCCAGGAUGCAGCAACAGCAAUAAUUUGGAUCUUAGUCCUGUUUGCUUUAUAUACCUUCAUAUUAUUGAAUGUGCAAUUGGUGGAAUUCAGAAGACACUUGGCCAAGAAUGGAAACGUGUAUUUGUUAUCUUAAAUGUACUUUGAUGGUGACAUAGUGUUUCCAUGUUAUUUCUUAUAGCAUCAUUUAUUAUGCACUAGCGAAAGAAGUAUUUUAAGAUAAUGA